Messenger RNA from Python bivittatus (Burmese python), 3523 nucleotides. RefSeq names its product Jun proto-oncogene, AP-1 transcription factor subunit (gene JUN). The record is from RefSeq and is a predicted model, not a curated record. Gene Ontology annotation, molecular function: transcription factor binding; RNA polymerase II cis-regulatory region sequence-specific DNA binding; DNA-binding transcription factor activity, RNA polymerase II-specific. Lineage: Eukaryota; Metazoa; Chordata; Lepidosauria; Squamata; Pythonidae. Gene Ontology annotation, biological process: regulation of cell cycle; regulation of transcription by RNA polymerase II; regulation of cell population proliferation. Gene Ontology annotation, cellular component: transcription regulator complex.
UGGGAAAGAGCUCAGAGUGGGAUUGAGUGGCGGCAGGAGAAGCGGCGGUGGCAGCGCUCCCGUCCGGCAGGACAAGAACCCCCGGCGGCCACAGCAGGGCCGGUUUCAGCUCCAGACGCAAGCAGGGCCUGGGCGGCUGUUGCUGAGGUCCUGACGCUCAGAGGAAGAACCGGCGCUCCCUCGGUACAAAGUCAGGUCGGGGUUGCUCCGGUCCCGCUGCCGGAGCGCGGAGGCUGAACUUGCCCGGGCAUCGCCUCCUUUGGAGCGCCGAGCGCCUGCCUCUGGACCGCUUCGGCGUUUCUCUUCGGGAUCCUGAAGUUGCCGAGCGUGGGAAUCUCCUCCUCCUCCACCCCACCCCCAGCCCCGCUGCGAGCGAAAAGCGGGGUGGUCUACUUCUGGCAACUUUUUCUCUCUGCUUGUCCGGCUGGGACUGAGGCGACCCGCUUUUGACAGCCACUGCGGAAAGGAGAGGACUCAGAAGUGGGUUUGAAACUCGGAAACGCUCCAGACCGACCCAGGACACUCCCACGAGGAGCGCGAAGGGGCGGAGGAGAGAAAAAGGACUCAGAAAGUUUCUGGACUCCAUCCUUGCUCGGAGCGAUAAAGAGGCCCCCGAAGGUGUCAGCAGCAUUACCUGGUGGAUUCCUUGGGCUGAGAAAGGGAUUCUGCAUUUGAAAAAUAACUUUUAUCUGGGUCUUCCCCCAUCCCCUCCCAAGACUCACAGUGGGAACUGAUGCGCACGCUGGGUCUUUGAGGUGAAACCCAAUCUGUUGAAUCUGAGUUUUUUUUCUAGCCAAGCUGGGGGAGAAAACGGGGGACCCAAGCCAAUGCCUUGUUGCAAAAAAGUAAGACUUUAAUUGAUCACUUUUGAACUGUGUCUUCAUUGUUGAAAGAGUAUUCGUGUUAUAAGAACUGUUCCUAUUUAAUAACUGUUGCAGCUGUGAACUUCUUUAAGACAUAACAAACCAGCUUCCUUUCCUAGGUCUGUUUUUGGGCUAGAGGUGAACCAACUUGUGGACUGUAUUCUAUGACUGCAAAGAUGGAACCUACAUUCUACGAUGAUGCCAUAAAUGCUACCUUUGUGCAGCCAGAAAGUGGUACUUAUGGAUAUAAUAAUCCCAAGGUUCUGAAGCAGAACAUGACGCUCAAUCUGGCUGACCCUUCCAGUAACCUCAAGCCCCACUUGAGGAACAAGAAUGCUGAUAUCCUGACCUCCCCAGAUGUAGGCCUCCUCAAGCUGGCUUCUCCUGAACUAGAAAGGCUGAUUAUUCAGUCAGGCAAUGGACUGAUCACCACCACUCCAACCCCAACCCAGUUCCUCUGUCCCAAAAAUGUCACUGAUGAGCAAGAAGGCUUUGCUGAAGGCUUUGUCAGGGCACUAGCAGAGCUACACAAUCAGAACACCAUGCCGAGUGUUACCUCUGCUGCUCAACCUACGAACUCGGGCAUGGCCCCUGUAUCUUCCAUGGCUGGAAACAGUGGCUUCAGUGCCAGCUUGCACAGCGAGCCACCCGUCUAUGCUAACCUCAGUAAUUUCAAUCCUAGCGCACUCAAUACGGUGCCUUCCUACAAUGCAAACAACCUGGGCUUUCCUCCACAACAUCAUCUGAACCCCCAGAUGCCAGUGCAGCAUCCGCGCCUCCAAGCUCUGAAAGAAGAGCCUCAGACUGUCCCUGAAAUGCCUGGAGAGACUCCUCCCCUGUCCCCUAUUGACAUGGAAUCGCAGGAAAGGAUCAAGGCAGAGAGGAAGCGCAUGAGAAACCGAAUUGCAGCCUCCAAGUGCCGGAAAAGGAAGUUGGAGCGGAUUGCCAGGUUGGAAGAAAAAGUAAAAACUUUGAAAGCCCAGAACUCAGAACUAGCGUCUACUGCCAACAUGCUGCGAGAGCAGGUUGCCCAGCUGAAGCAGAAGGUCAUGAAUCACGUCAAUAGUGGAUGCCAGCUAAUGCUCACACAGCAGUUGCAAACUUUUUGAAAAGACUGAAAAGUAACUUUAAUGAUGGGGAGAAAUUGAGGAGAGGAAAGAGUUUGGGAGGCAGAACGCUCACUUGUGGUGGGUGGAAAGAAAAGGCUGAAAGGCAUUGAUUCCGAAGACUGCCUCCCCCGAGUCAAAUGCAUGCGUGGAGAGACUGGUGUGCCUUCUGGUUGAGGUGGUGGCAUAUCAGUUGACAGAACAGCUCAGCAAAAGAGCUGAGCUGUUCCAGGUCAGAUAAGGCAUGGAGGCCUUGUGUUUUUCUUUCUUUUUCUCUCUCUUUUUUUUAACAUUGACCAAGACUUGCAUGGACCUAACAUUAAAUGAUCAUUCAGUAUUAAAGGUUAAACUGCAGUAGAUACUGUAGAUGGCUUUCUCUUAGUACUCCUUUUUUAAAAAAAACAAAAAAACAAAAGCAAAUAGGGAGGGAGUUUUUGGGAGGCUAACAACAGAAACUGAGCUAUACUGCCUGUCUGAGUUGUGUAUGUACAUAUAUAUUUUUUAUUUUAUGACAACUGAUUAAUGUCAAGUAAAACUACUUCAUGACUUUGUAAGUUAUUUUUUAUGUUCAUUUGGGUUCCACCCAGUAUUGUUUGUAAAUAAGAGAUUUUUUAGCAACUUUUGAGUUUUUUCCAUUUGUAAUAAAGUAUAUAAUUUUUUUAAUGUUUAUUUCUGAAACAGAAGAAAGGGUUGAUCUUAUUUAAGAAAGCACCAGUAAUACUUUACCCACUUUCUUUGAUUAGUAUCAUAGAUUUCAGUUCUGCACACAUUUACCUAGGAGCAAGUCUUAUUAAAUUCAGUGGGGCUUACUGCUAAGUAGACAUGCAUAAAAGGAUACUUGUAAGUCAGGCAUAUACAGGAUCAACUUUUGGUUGAAUGUUAAAACUCUGCUGAAGAGAGGAGUGAGAAACAAACUCUUCUUUGAUUUUCACAUACUGUAACAACCAUUUUAAAAGUCUUGUGGUACUCCUGUUAUAAUAAAGCUAUUGGUCUUUGGGGUGCCAUAAGACUCCUUGUGUUCUAAUUCCCAGGUGGGCAUAUUUUUUUCUAAGGGCAUCAAAUUUACAUUCCUAGCUUACUAACAAAUGUUGGAUGGAAAAGACACAAAGACUUCCACAUUCAGAGAUUUGUUUCAAGUAAGAGAACUGUCUUCAUCUUAAGGGCAUAAUUUAGGGAGAUUGUUGUAUUACUAGAAAAAAACUGGGCACCAGAAAUGUUUGACAAUCUAUUGCAAAUAAUUCAGAGAUCUACUUGUAGAUUCUAAUCUACUUUUUGCCUACCCCUGCUUUUAACUGGAAUACAAGAGGGCAUCUCACUGACCCCCUGUGGUAGGAAAAAAGAGCUGCUAUCUAAUCUGACUUUAAACUUGUAUGGUCUGCUCCACAAAGAACUAUUGAUACAAUUUUAACAGAAGUGAAGAAAAGUUGGUAAAAUUAUUCUGUAUCUACAUACUUGUAGAAUAAGCUUUAUUAAGUAUAACUGGCCAUUUCCCAAUUACAUGUUCUUUUGUUAAAGAAAUAUUGAUGACAUUUGGAAGAAACAACUUUUUAGAAA